Acanthopagrus latus (yellowfin seabream) is the source of this 1856-nucleotide messenger RNA. RefSeq names its product fructose-1,6-bisphosphatase 1-like. Gene Ontology annotation, biological process: fructose metabolic process; fructose 6-phosphate metabolic process; gluconeogenesis. The coding region runs from base 313 to 1329 and encodes 338 amino acids. The record is from RefSeq and is a predicted model, not a curated record. Lineage: Eukaryota; Metazoa; Chordata; Actinopteri; Spariformes; Sparidae. Gene Ontology annotation, cellular component: cytosol; cytoplasm. Gene Ontology annotation, molecular function: fructose 1,6-bisphosphate 1-phosphatase activity. The transcript is spliced from 8 exons.
AUGUGACAGGUAACCAGGUGAAGAAGCUGGACAUCCUGGCGAGUGAUCUGAUCAUCAACAUGAUCAAGUCCUCUUUCACCUCCUGUCUGCUGACAUCUGAAGAGAAUGAAAAAGCCAUCGUGACAGAGCCACAACAGAGGUUGUGUUUGGGACAAAGCGCUUGUGUUUCCAGCGGGGCCACACCUCUCCCCCUGCUCUGGAUUGGCCCGUGCGUUUUCACUCCCUCCACUGAGUUCCGCGUUGCGGAGCAUUAAAGUCCUCCAGCGUUUCCUCCAACUUCUAGUCUCAGGUUUCGGGAGACCAGCCGUCACCAUGUCCGACCGAGGAGCCUUCGACACCAACGUGGUCACCAUCACCCGGUUCGUCAUCGAGGAGGGCAGGAAGGCGAAAGGCACCGGGGAGCUGACGACGCUGCUGAACUCUAUAUGCACGGCGGUGAAGGCGAUCUCCUGCGCUGUGCGCAAAGCUGGCAUUGCCCACCUUUAUGGCAUAGCUGGCAGCACCAAUGUGACAGGUGACCAGGUGAAGAAGCUGGACAUCCUGUCGAAUGAUCUGGUCAUCAACAUGAUCAAGUCCUCUUUCACCUCCUGUGUGCUGAUAUCUGAAGAGAAUGAAAAAGCCAUCAUCAUAGAGCCCGAACAGAGGGGCAAAUACAUUGUGUGCUUUGACCCUUUGGACGGUUCCUCCAACAUCGACUGUCUCGUCUCCAUCGGAACCAUCUUUGCCAUCUACAGAAAGACCACAGAUGAUGAACCCUGCGAGAGGGACGCCCUGCAGCCUGGGAGGAACCUUGUGGCGGCAGGCUACGCCCUCUACGGCAGCGCCACCAUGAUGGUUAUCUCCACCGGCCAGGGGGUCAACGGCUUCAUGCUCGACCCAUCAAUUGGUGAAUUCAUCCUGGUCGAUCGUGAUGUGAGGAUCAAGAAGCGAGGCAAGAUUUUCAGCUUGAAUGAAGGUUAUGCAAAGUAUUUUGAACCCGCCGUUCUGGAGUACCUGCAGAAAAAGAAGUUCCCUGAGGAUGGCACUGAGCCCUACAACGCACGUUACAUCGGUUCCAUGGUGGCAGAUGUUCACCGAACACUGAUGUAUGGAGGAAUCUUUUUAUACCCAGGAAAUGUGAAGAGCCCAGACGGAAAGCUGCGCCUGCUGUACGAAGGCAACCCCAUGGCCUACAUCAUGGAGCAGGCAGGAGGCAUGGCCUCCACUGGCCUCGAGAAUAUCCUGGACAUCCAGCCCAAGAGUAUCCAUCAGCGGUCUCCUGUGGCUAUGGGCUCCCCCGAGGAUGUGCUGGAGUAUGUCGCCAUCUACAAGAAGCAUGCCAAGAAGUGAGACCACACCGAAAGACUCUCACAACCGUCACUGUGCAGUGACAAACCUUGUAUCUCGAAACUAUCCACUUUCAUGAGACUAAGGACGUCUGCCUCAUUUUGAACUUGAUGCAAAUGCAUUUUCAGUAAUGUCUUGUGGUGGUUGAAAUGGUUACUUAAGCCCAACAACGUGAGAGUUACAAGGUUUUUUCAUGUCAUACCAGUUAUAAGCAUGUACUAUUUGUAGAAAGCUGAUGAAUAAUAGAAAGAAUGUGGCUCAGUGGAAACAUGGAGCUGAAUAACGCACAACAAAAUCCACGCAUUCCACAGAAAAUGACCAAAAACCAAAAGUGUGCCAAAGAAAACUGCACUAAACCUGAAGUCAUUACCUCCAGUUGUGCAUGAAUAGAAAUACAUUCUGCACACAUGAAGGACCAAAUGCAGACCUCUAUGCAAAAACACCCGAUGCCUUAUAUUAUGUGAACAACUGCUGUCUGGAUUGAUGAAGUGUCUCAAUAAAUCGACAUGAGUCUACGAAGACAAAAAAAA